AUGAGUUUGGGUCAGAUGAAGAAGAGAAAGACAGGAGCUUCUCAGGCCAAAGGAGAAGAACUUGCUCAAUGCAAAAAAUACAGUGGAGACCAACAUCAUUCUGCUUCCUUUGAAGUCCAUGACAUUAUCCUAACACAGUGGGAUAUGCCAAAGGGUAAAGGGAAAAUU
Messenger RNA from Ilex paraguariensis (yerba mate), 168 nucleotides. NCBI's taxonomy places the organism in Eukaryota, Viridiplantae, Streptophyta, Magnoliopsida, Aquifoliales, Aquifoliaceae. The record is from the annotation of a GenBank genome assembly.